GCCAUGUUGAUUGGCGAUACGCAGUUGUUGCACACCGUUUGAAUAACUGAUUCGUGUUGCUCGCCUUCCUAGUUGACCUUGUGCCCCGUCACUCUACUAGCUACAGGAACAUGACACUUACCGUUUGUAUACAUAACUACAGCCAGAGGACCUUACAAGGAUGUCGAUAGGAUCAACCAUAGAUAUCAAAUGAGGUGUUAGCGACUAAGAUCGGAGCAAUCGACACGUGAAAGAAUACAUUGUCAGCGAUGUCGACCCAAUCCUUCCAGUUGCUAAUCGUUGCUUUAGUGACACAAACAACUAAUGCAUAUUCCAACAGCAGUAGCCCUUUAGGGUGGUCAAACAUGUGUCAGUCCGCCAGUAAUGAUUCAAAUGUAGUCAUUUCCUGUCACGUGGGUGUUGAUGAUACAUGGGAUUUAAAUCACUUCCGGAAUUGGUCCGCCAUAUUGGAUAAUGGCACACGUGUGUCUCUUGAAGUUAUUUGUGAACCUGGAGCCAGUGUCUGUCUCCCAUGGCCGUACCGAGCCAGACAUCUGGACACUCUGAAGGUCAAGGAUUGCAUUAACAGGUGCUACUUCUCGGACUUCAACCGACCGGAAGUCCUCGAAAUUCCCGACUCGCUGAGGGUGUUUGAAGGAUACGGUGUUACUGAACAGUUUAACGUAAUGGAUAUGUUGUCUGUUGACCUGAAGAGUCUCUCUCCUACCUUGGAGUGUGGGCCGCUGUUCUUGGAGGUGUUCAUCUACAGGAACACUAAGACAGAUUUAAUUUUCCCAGAAGGUUUUAUGCCGAAGGGGAAUGACGAGAUCACUGACGACUUCGUACAAACUGCGCGUGAUGUGAACAAACUUAAUCACGUAUGUAACUAUGAAAAUAUGAAGGUCUACGACGUAAGUCAGAGACAGGACUCGUCGUCUGCUAGUAUAUACGCCACGUUUAUAAACUCCCGCUACCCGAAGCUUACAAUGCUGAACUUCUCGUCCACGGAGAUCCAGACAUUCCCUUCAAUUUUAUUAACAUGGAAAGGACUUAAACUUGAAAAACUACAAGUUCUGGAUCUGUCCCACAACAACAUGUCCCGUUUUGACCUCAGGGGAGGACCUCAAAGUUAUGACGCACCAAUCAAAGUUAUAAACCUGACCUACAACUCCAUUGAAACAAUAGCAGAGGCCGAGAUCGCUUCGUUUCUGUCACCCGUUGCACAAGUUGUGGACGUGAGGGCAUAAUCCCCUGAAGUGCGACUGCGCCAUGGCUGACUUCGGUGACUUCCUGAGAAGACAUCCGACACCAAAGGACGCAGGUCUGAGUCUUGACUAUGAAUAUCUUUGGGAUCUCACAUGCGUUGCUCCAGUCAGCAAAAGAGG
Haliotis rubra (blacklip abalone) is the source of this 1364-nucleotide messenger RNA. RefSeq lists its product as uncharacterized. The record is from RefSeq and is a predicted model, not a curated record. The transcript is spliced from 2 exons. Bases 249 to 1226 code for a protein of 325 amino acids. Lineage: Eukaryota; Metazoa; Mollusca; Gastropoda; Lepetellida; Haliotidae.